GUUGUGAUGGAUAAUGAAUUACUCAGUACAAUAUCAAAUCCACAGGGCAUCGUCACUGGAAUAAAAUUUCGCGGCAUCGAUAACUUGCUUGAAGUUCGUAAUCUGAAUGAUAGAGGUUACUGGGACCUGGUCUGGAGUGAGCAAGGAACCAAAGGGACAAAGGGGACAAUUGAUAGGAUUGAAGCCACAAAUUUUACAGUGAUAGUGGAAAAGGAGGAGCAGGUGGAGCUCUCAUUUUCCAGGAUUUGGAAUUCCUCCCUUGAAGGAGAGGUCGUACCUUUAAAUAUUGAUAAAAGGUUCAUAAUGCUUCGCGGUUCUUCAGGUUUCUACUCCUAUGCUAUUUUCGAAUACUUGGACGAUUGGCCUCCUUUUAACAUAGACAAUAUCAGGAUGGCAUUCAAGCUCAAUCAAGACAACUUUCACUACAUGGUCAUAGCAGACGACAGGCAAAGAUACAUGCCACUCCCUGAAGACCGCUCACCAGAAAGAGGUCAAGAACUGGCCUAUCCAGAGGCGGUUCUCCUUGUAAAUCCUGUGGAACCAGAAUUUAAAGGGGAGGUGGAUGAUAAGUACGAGUACUCAUGUAGGAGCCAAGAUAUUUGGGUCCAUGGCUGGAUAUCAAACAAACCGCCUGUGGGGUUUUGGCAAAUAUCACCUAGUAUGGAGUCUCGAUCGGCUGGACCACUCAAACAGUUUCUAGCCUCUCAUGUCGGCCCCACUACUCUUGCGCUUUUUCACAGUGUUCAUUAUUCGGGAGGGGAUCUGGUACUAAGAUUUAAAAAAGGUGAACCAUGGAAGAAAGUUUUCGGCCCUGUUUUUAUCUAUGUUAAUUCUCUCUUGGAAGGAGAUGAUCCACUACAGCUCUGGCAGGAUGCUAAACAGCAGAUGAUGAGUCAAGUUCAAGACUGGCCCUAUGAUUUCCCAGCUUCGGAAGAUUUUCCUAAAUUUGAACAACGGGGCAGUGUCAGCGGUAGAUUAGUAGUCCACGAUAGGUACGCUAGUAAUGAAUCCAAACCCGCAGAUGGUGCUUACGUGGGCUUGGCACUUCCGGGAGAGGCUGGAUCUUGGCAAAGAGAAUGCAAGGGUUAUCAAUUCUGGACCAGAGCGGAUGAAAAUGGCAACUUCUCGAUUUAUAAUAUUAGAACUGGCAACUAUAGUCUAUAUGCAUCAGUCCCUGGUUUUAUUGGAGAUUACAGAUAUGAUGCUAACAUAACCAUAACCGAAAAGUCUAAUAUUGAAUUGGGUGAUCUUGUGUAUGAACCUCCAAGAGAUGGCCCAACAUUGUGGGAAAUAGGCAUUCCUGAUCGCUCUGCUGCAGAAUUCUAUGUUCCGGACCCAAAUCCUAAGUAUAUAAACAAAUUAUAUUUGAAUCAUUCUGACAGGUAUAGGCAGUAUGGACUAUGGGAAAGAUAUGCAGAGCUAUACCCUGAUGGAGAUUUGAACUACAAAGUCAACUAUAGUAACUAUACUAAAGAUUGGUUUUUUGCGCAGGUUACAAGGAAAAAAGACAAUGCAACAUACGAAGCAACUACAUGGCAAAUCAAUUUUAAACUUGACAAUGUAAACGCGACUGCAACAUAUAAACUGCGAUUGGCCUUAGCUAGUGCCCAUGAAUCUAACUUGCAGGUCCGGAUUAAUGAUCCUGUGGUAAAACCUGCUCUAUUUUCGACUGGGAUAAUAGGGAAGGAGAACACAAUUGCAAGACACGGAAUAUAUGGCCUUUAUUGGUUGUACAACGUGGAUUUGCCAGGGGCUAAGCUUCUUCAAGGAAAUAAUAUAAUUUUUCUUACUCAAACUCAGAGCACCAGCCCUUUCCAAGGGAUCAUGUAUGAUUAUAUUCGUUUAGAAGGUCCUCCCGACUUCUAAUUCCACCAGCCAUAAUUCUUUCUUUUUUCUCAUCGCUGCAAAUUAUUCAUCAAAUUGUAAAUCUGUUGUUUUUGCAUUCAAAAUAAAUGA
Messenger RNA from Pistacia vera, 1956 nucleotides. RefSeq names its product probable rhamnogalacturonate lyase B. Lineage: Eukaryota; Viridiplantae; Streptophyta; Magnoliopsida; Sapindales; Anacardiaceae. Gene Ontology annotation, molecular function: carbohydrate binding. The record is from RefSeq and is a predicted model, not a curated record.